Messenger RNA from Zingiber officinale, 2054 nucleotides. RefSeq names its product LEAF RUST 10 DISEASE-RESISTANCE LOCUS RECEPTOR-LIKE PROTEIN KINASE-like 2.1. The record is from RefSeq and is a predicted model, not a curated record. The transcript is spliced from 3 exons. Gene Ontology annotation, biological process: protein phosphorylation. Gene Ontology annotation, molecular function: protein kinase activity; ATP binding; polysaccharide binding. Bases 86 to 1924 code for a protein of 612 amino acids. Lineage: Eukaryota; Viridiplantae; Streptophyta; Magnoliopsida; Zingiberales; Zingiberaceae.
CGCCUGGGUAAUUUCCUGUGCAAAUCAUGAACCUUUUGCGACAACUGGUGAUCAGCAAUUCCUUCCUCGGCAAAGUAUUCCCAAAAUGUUGGGCGAAGCCGUAUCUUUUCCUCUUUUCUUGCUCUUCCUCCUCGUGCUCUUCUCUGUCCCCUCUCGCAGCGAGUACACCUGCCCAAACUCCACGCCGGCGAACUGCGGCGGGGUCAACAUCUCCUACCCCUUCUGGAAAUCAUCUGAUUUUCUCCAGAACAACAAUCCCUACUGCGGCUACCGAGGCUUCAACGUGACCUGCGAGCCUGACUCCCUCCCAAUCCUCCGACUCGGGGACUACGACUACACUGUCUUAGGCAUCGACUACAAAACCAGAGUAAUCUCCCUUGCAGAUGCCGAAAUCUUCAACCGCGGAUCAGAUCAUUGUCCCAGAGGCUUGCAUAACGUCACCUUGUCUUCCAACGUAUCUUUGUCCUACACUAACAACGACGUCAAUAUCACCUUCUUCUUCAACUGCGACGACGGCGAAUCACAAAACAACUCUAUUUCUUGCGCUAAUCCCGGCAAAAAUUAUGUUUUUGGAGAAAAUAUGGAAUACGUUCCUGAGAACUGCGAUGAAAUACUCGUUUUGCCGGUCCUGCGAUCAAAUCUAGCAGAUCCGGGUCAGCUUGGAAGAGAUUAUGCAUCAGUAUUGCGGCUGGGAUUCCAACUAAAUUGGUCAUACGACACCAACGGAAAUUGUGCUAACUGCCAGAGCUCAGGUGGCCUUUGUGGGUAUAAUAAAACGAACUAUGACCUCGCUCCCGCCUGUUUUCGAUUUGACGGGAAAAUUGACUACCAAGGUGGUGGGAGGAAGCCUAAUAAAGUAUUGAUAAUUGGAGUUGUUGUAGCUGCAGGUAUAAUGGUUGCCCUUUCAAGUUUUCUCUCAAUUUGGCUUCUACGAUUUAGAAAGCAAGGUGAGAAAGAAAACCAAGCUAUCGAAGCCAUAGUACUUCAGUAUGAGUCAACUCCAAAGAGAUACACAUAUUCAGAAAUAAAAAGAAUGACAAAUUCCUUCAGUGACAUGCUUGGGAAAGGAGGUUAUGGUUCUGUAUUCAAAGGUUCACUCGAAGAUGGCCAUUUGGUUGCUGUGAAACUCCUGAGUGAAUCCAAAGGCGAUGGACAAGAGUUCAUCAACGAGGUAGCGAGCAUCAGUCAGACCUCCCAUGUCAACAUUGUUAGUCUUCUUGGAUUUUGCUUAAAGGGAUCAAAGAGAGCUCUGGUUUACGAGUUCAUGCAGAAUGGAUCCCUGGAGAAGUUCAUCUUUAGCAACAAAUCAGAUAUGAAAAAUACCCAACUAAGCUGGGAGAAGUUAUAUAAUAUUGCGAAAGGCAUAGCACAAGGUCUAGAGUACUUGCAUAGAGGAUGCAACACCCGCAUCGUUCACUUUGAUAUAAAGCCCCAUAAUAUCUUAUUGGACCAAGAUUUUCAUCCCAAAAUUUCAGAUUUUGGAUUGGCCAAGAUGUGCCUACGAAAGGAUAGUAUUAUCUCAACUAUGGCUAUGAGGGGAACUCCAGGGUAUAUCGCUCCAGAACUCUUCUCUAGAAGCUUUGGAGUGAUAUCCAGUAAGUCGGAUGUUUAUAGCUACGGAAUGAUGAUAUUAGAAAUGGUUGGAGGGAGAAAGAACUUCAAAUCAAUGGCAGACCACAGCAGUGAAAUUUAUUUUCCAGACUGGGUUUAUGACAAUUUUGAUAAGUACUAUGAUGCCAGUCUUGUUAGUCCUGAGACUGAUGCUAAUCCUAAGACUAAAGAAAUUGCAAAAAAGAUGAUAAUAGUGGGGUUAUGGUGCAUACAGAUAAAGUCAGAAAAUAGACCUUCAAUUAGCAUGGUUAUCAACAUGUUGGAAGGAAGCAUCAUGGACCUGCAAAUGCCACCAAAACCAGAAUUCAAUUAAAGUGACAUUUGAAGAUUAUUAAAUGAUGUAAUAUUGUUUUUUUUUCCCACAGUAUUCUGAACAAUAAAACAAAAUCAAGCAUGUACAACAUUUGGCUUGAAUGUAAUCUAUGAUCAAAGUAAUUUCUUAA